Messenger RNA from Penicillium brasilianum, 1793 nucleotides. Lineage: Eukaryota; Fungi; Ascomycota; Eurotiomycetes; Eurotiales; Aspergillaceae. The record is from the annotation of a GenBank genome assembly.
AACCUUCUACGUUCACUUCCAACAUCCACCUAACCUUACCCCAACCGCCAUCGAACUGCUGUCUGGGUUAAUUUCAUCAGAUCCGACCUUUUAGUAUCACUCCGCCACUUUCCAAUAUGUCGACUCUUGAAGACCUCGACGACCUCGAGCGCGAGACCAGAGACAAGAAGCAAGAUCAGGGUGAUGACGAUGGCAAGAAGCCCAGUGGCGAUGGUGAUGCUGAAAUGGAAGAUUCCGAGAAGAAGGAGGAUGAGGAGGAGCUCCUUGAUGAAGAGAUCCUGCAUUCAAGCACGGCGGACAUUGUCAAGAGGCGGCGGAUGCUGGAGAACGAGAUGCGCAUCAUGAAGAGCGAGUUCCAACGGUUAACACACGAGCAAAGCACAAUGCGAGAGAAGGUCAAGGAUAAUCAAGAAAAGAUUGAGAACAACAGACAACUACCCUACCUCGUCGGAAACGUGGUCGAGCUGCUGGAUCUCGACGUGGAGGCCGAGGCCGCCGAGGAAGGGGCCAACAUCGACCUGGAUGCUACCCGCGUUGGCAAAUCCGCCGUCAUCAAGACCUCGACUAGACAGACUAUCUUCCUUCCGCUCAUUGGUCUGGUCGAUCACGAGAAAUUGAAGCCUGCUGAUCUUAUUGGUGUCAACAAGGAUUCAUAUCUCAUCCUCGACACACUACCAGCCGAGUAUGACAACCGUGUGAAGGCGAUGGAGGUCGAUGAGAAGCCUACGGAGAAGUACACGGAUAUUGGUGGUCUGGACAAGCAGAUUGAAGAGAUCGUCGAGGCUAUUGUAUGGCCGAUGAAGGAGGCUGAGCGUUUCAAGAAAAUCGGCAUCAAGGCGCCAAAGGGUGCCCUGAUGUACGGACCUCCUGGAACCGGUAAAACCCUCCUGGCACGAGCCUGUGCCGCCGAGACGAACGCCACUUUCCUUAAGCUCGCCGGUCCCCAACUUGUGCAGAUGUUCAUUGGUGACGGUGCCAAGCUCGUCCGUGACUGCUUCGCCCUCGCCAAGGAGAAGGCUCCCUCAAUUAUCUUCAUUGAUGAGCUGGAUGCUGUCGGCACCAAGCGUUUCGAUUCAGAGAAGUCCGGUGAUCGUGAAGUGCAGCGUACCAUGCUGGAGCUUCUGAACCAGCUGGACGGUUUCGCAUCUGACGACCGUAUUAAGGUCCUGGCCGCGACCAACCGUGUCGAUGUUCUGGACCCUGCCCUGCUCCGUUCGGGCCGUUUAGACCGCAAGAUCGAGUUCCCACUGCCUAACGAAGAGGCUCGUGCCAAUAUUUUGCAGAUUCACUCUCGUAAGAUGUCCGUUGAGGACACCGUGAACUGGGCCGAGUUGGCACGCAGCACGGACGAGUUUGGCGGUGCCCAGCUGAAGGCUGUCUGUGUUGAGGCUGGUAUGAUUGCGCUGCGGAAGGGAAUGAGCAAGGUUGGACACGAGAACUAUGUUGAUGCCAUCGCUGAGGUCCAGGCCAAGAAGAAAGAUACCAACAUGGGCAUUUAUGUCUAAUGUAGCUAUUUUACUGGUCUUGCAUCUCUCGGUAUUCUUGUCUCCGUUCUCAUCUCUAUUACCAACUUAUUUUUUCCCUCCCAUGUCUCGUCAUGUCAUGUGUGUACGUUGUGCGGCUCAAAUGGUUCCGAGCCGGUAAUUCGCUCUGCAUGCGAGCGGUUUCCUCUAAAUCAAAUAACAUGAUGAUCCUAGAUCCUAAACUGGUCACUAUCUGAGCUCUUGGCGUGUUAAGUGGAAAAGCCGUAUGAUAAUGCUAGCAACAACGUCUUCUAGUCGUAGCUUCCGUCG